Molecule: messenger RNA, 2235 nt
Organism: Chelmon rostratus (copperband butterflyfish)
Lineage: Eukaryota; Metazoa; Chordata; Actinopteri; Chaetodontiformes; Chaetodontidae
Product: haloacid dehalogenase-like hydrolase domain-containing 5
Exons: 8
Coding region: 83-1408 (441 amino acids)
Biological process (GO): glycerophospholipid biosynthetic process
Cellular component (GO): mitochondrion
Source: RefSeq, a predicted model, not a curated record
GCAGCCACCGCGGCCGGAGCGAGCCGGCUUCUUCAUGCAGCCUCCUUUUCACUUUUUUUUAAUCCGGUGAUAAAUAAAGGAGAUGAGGGGGCUCCUGCCGUUUUACCGGGGCUUGUACACCCUGAGUAACCGUCAAGCCAGACGAAACGCUGCGAUUGUCGGUUCUCGGUGCGGGUUUUGCGGAACUCAGUCUAACAGCAAGCCGCAGCCGCGCUUCGGGCUGUUGUUCGACAUCGAUGGCGUGCUCGUCCGCGGAAGGAUGCCGAUCCCUGCUGCGAAGAAGUCGUUCGAGAAGUUGGUCGACUCUCGGGGGCAGUUCGUGGUGCCGGUGGUGUUUGUCACGAAUGCUGGGAACUGCCUUCGGCAGACAAAAGCGGACCAGCUGUCUCACAUCCUGGGAGUGCCUAUUACACAAGAUCAAGUCAUCAUGUCUCACAGUCCCCUGAGGAUGUUCAAGAAGUUUCAUGACAAGUGUGUGCUGGUGUCAGGACAGGGACCAGUCCUGGAAAUUGCAAAAAAUGUCGGCUUCAAGAAUGUUGUCAGCAUUGACAUGCUGAGGGAGUCGUUCCCUUUGCUGGACAUGGUGGAUCACAACAGGAGACCUAAACUGCCGUCCAAUCCUGUGGGGAACCUUCCUAAGGUUGAAGCUGUGAUCCUGUUCGGGGAGCCGAUUCGAUGGGAGACCAACCUGCAGCUGAUAAUUGACGUUCUGUUGACCAACGGUAACCUCGGCGGCGUUCACCAAACCCAGAAGACGCCUCACCUCCCCCUCCUGGCCUGCAACAUGGACCUCAUGUGGAUGGCCGAGGCCCAUUCUCCACGGUUUGGCCACGGGACUUUUCUUGUGUGCCUAGAGAACAUCUAUAAGAAGAUAACGGGUAAAGACCUGAAGUAUGAUGCUCUCAUUGGGAAACCCAGUGAGCUGACCUACCAUUUUGCAGAGUACCUCAUCAGAAGCCAGGCCAUGCAGAGGCAAUGGAAACAUCCCAUCACUUCCCUUUAUGCUAUAGGGGAUAACCUCAUGACGGACAUCUAUGGCGCCAACCUAUACAACCGCUACCUGGAGGAGAGAGUUGCCCGGAAGAACCCCAAAGCCAUUGCGAAGAUGGUGGCCGCCACAGGGUCCACCACUGCCGUGCCCCAGGAAGAGGAGAUGGACAAUCUGCUGGAGAGCGAGCUAGCGCUGCCCUCUGCCACUUCCUGUAAGUCUGUGCUAGUCUGCACGGGGGUCUACAACCCCAACGCAGAGGUGCCGUCUGAUGCGACUCACUGCAUCAAGGAGACUGUGUUCCACGGGCACCGGGACUUCAGAUUCGACCCUGCGCUGGUGGAGCCGGACAACAUCGUGCAGGAUGUGGCGGAAGCUGUUGACCUCAUCUUCGAGCAGGAGAAGUUCGUGCCUCAGUAGAGUUCUGAUCCAGCAGGUUUCGUGUGAUCAUGGAGGUCCUAGCUGAGGGGGAGUGGUGCAUUAUGAAGGGUAUGCCACUUUAACGCAUGAACCUGUAGGAGCCUAACACUGUGGACUUGGACAGGGCAUUGACAAAAUAUGGGUCAUACUCUAAACUUUCAACAUUGAGACCAACUGAAGAGAAAAUUAACCAUGUAACUGUUACUGUCUCUUUUAUAUUGUUUUUGUGAUAGUCUUUAAUUACGUUUUUCAUUAAGGAAAAGUGUAAGAAUGGCCUUAUUUGACCCUACUAAGUAUUUUUUUAGAUGAUAGUAAUGUUUUAGAUAAUUACAAAUCCUGAAAUCAUCCUAUAUUUAUUACAAAAACUGAGAAGUGUUUUUAAGAAGCAUAUUCAGAUAACAUUUGACUUUUAAUCUCAAGUUGACCUUUUAUUAUUGCAUAUUUAGCCAUUUUUUUACCCAUUUAUCCUGGAAAAAUCUAUGCAUGGAUAUGAGAGUAAUACUUUAACUGUAAAACAUGUGCAAUAUUGUCCUCUAAUAGUACUGUCUGUCUGCAUUUUGUCUAGUUGUGAGAGCCUUGAUCAGUAUUUGCACAGACCAGAGAUUUUCAUCUUUGUUAAAUGUUACCAUAUCUUCCUGCCAUAACCUGUUUAUUGUAAUGCAGAACUUUUUAUGCUUUAAAAUUUUAACUUUGGAAGCAAAAGCUAAGUAGAAAUUUAUUGAGAGACAGUUACAAUGCCAAUCAAAGUCUUUUACCACUCCAUAUUUGACCAUUUGUAGUAACUUACUCAUUGUAAAUACUGUAACUUAAGAAAAUAUAGGGAAUUG